This is a messenger RNA of Ruditapes philippinarum (Manila clam), 504 nucleotides long. Its product is annotated as integrator complex subunit 10-like. The transcript has 4 exons. NCBI's taxonomy places the organism in Eukaryota, Metazoa, Mollusca, Bivalvia, Venerida, Veneridae. Bases 1 to 432 code for a protein of 143 amino acids. Gene Ontology annotation, biological process: snRNA processing. The record is from RefSeq and is a predicted model, not a curated record. Gene Ontology annotation, cellular component: integrator complex.
AUGACUUGCUUCAAGGACAGGGCAUUUGGUGGAAAAUCCUCAGAUUCAUUACUAGGACAUACACUAGUUUUGUUACAAUAUGAUUGGCCUAACCAUGCGACAUUAUUCUCACAAAUUAUCAAGAAGAUUCAGAAACAAGGCAGCUUUAGCUUUAAUCUCUUCUUUAAUUAUAUCAUCAAUGUUGACAUUUUGGAAGAAUUCUCGUUCAUUAAGACACAAGAGGGAGGUAAAAUUCAUCUGGAUAUCUUACCCAUCAGUACAUCUGCCAUAGCACAACAAAGAACUGUGACUCGAGGGGUGAACAAGGGAGUUACAGAAGAUUUUAAGCAGAUGAUGGAAAAACAGAUCAAAAGAAGUGAAGAAAACCAUGAAGAACUUAUCAGACAAUUUCUUAAAGAUGAAAGAACAUUAUUACUAUCUGCUCUAGUGUGAAAAAUACAACCUUGAAAGCUAAAUGAUACAAGUUUUUAAGGAUAUUUUUCAAAACUUGAACCUUUUGGGGGG